GAAAAGAUCGCGGAACAGCAAACCUCUUCCUCUACAAUACUUAUUUUUGAAGCAAAUAUUUAAUUUAUAGAUUGGGAUUUACCCUACUUGCCUGCUGCCUAAUCCAUAGCCAACCUCUUUUUCGAACCCUCCGUGAACCCGUUACUCGCGCGAAAGCCAAUCCAUCCGUCCUACAGCCGAAGCACCAUGGCAAAAGGCGCUCGGUCAAGCGUUAAAAAGCGUAAUAAGGCAAACCUACGAGCCAAAGUGUUUGGGCCUGUUGCGGACCAAAGAACAGAAAGACUUUCGGCGAAGCUUCAAGAAUUGGCCUCCAAGACUUCUGUGAAGGAUACAGAUAUGGCAGAUGCAGAUUUUACUCUGAUCGAAAAGCUAGAUCACGCUUCAACUAAUAUGGACAUUGAUGAGAAUUCUGGUGAUUCCAAGCCAGAGUCCAGUGGUACGGGCCGAAUCCAAAAAAGAGUCCGCAGAAAGACACGGCCUUCAAUUACGUUUAAACCACACCCUGGCAAGGUGAAGAGGUCGUCUAAAAAGAAAUGACGAUGUAUAAACCGGUUAUGGUGCUCUCUCGAUUCUUUGAUCGCGCUUACGAAUACUAGAGGCAUUUGGUUUUAAUGGAGUUUUGGAUAACGGAGGGAAUAUCAAAAGCGUUCAGCUAUGUUCAAUAUAAUUUUUCUUAGGGAUUAGCGAAUCGAGAUCGACUUCCCAGUACUUCAA
Coccidioides immitis RS is the source of this 714-nucleotide messenger RNA. RefSeq names its product ethanolaminephosphotransferase. The record is from RefSeq and is a predicted model, not a curated record. The transcript has 3 exons. NCBI's taxonomy places the organism in Eukaryota, Fungi, Ascomycota, Eurotiomycetes, Onygenales, Onygenaceae. Gene Ontology annotation, cellular component: preribosome, large subunit precursor. The coding region runs from base 187 to 537 and encodes 116 amino acids.